This is a messenger RNA of Budorcas taxicolor (takin), 1521 nucleotides long. RefSeq names its product YJU2 splicing factor homolog B (gene YJU2B). Lineage: Eukaryota; Metazoa; Chordata; Mammalia; Artiodactyla; Bovidae. Gene Ontology annotation, biological process: mRNA splicing, via spliceosome. The transcript has 10 exons. The coding region runs from base 110 to 1309 and encodes 399 amino acids. Gene Ontology annotation, cellular component: U2-type spliceosomal complex; post-mRNA release spliceosomal complex. The record is from RefSeq and is a predicted model, not a curated record.
CACGCCCCCUUUCGCGCCCAGAAGGGACUUCCGGGACAGACUCGCCGUGACGUCAGCAGGAGGGCAGAUUGGCCACGUGGAGGGCAAGGACCUGUAGGCAGCUACCAAGAUGGGUGAAAGGAAAGGCGUAAACAAGUACUACCCUCCGGAUUUCAACCCCGAGAAGCAUGGCUCGCUCAACAGAUACCACAACAGCCACCCCCUUCGGGAGCGGGCUCGGAAGCUGUCCCAGGGCAUCCUCAUCAUCAGGUUUGAGAUGCCCUAUAACAUCUGGUGCGAUGGCUGCAAGAACCACAUCGGCAUGGGUGUUCGUUACAAUGCAGAGAAGAAGAAGGUUGGCAAUUACUACACAACCCCAAUCUACAGGUUCAGGAUGAAAUGCCACCUCUGUGUCAACUACAUCGAGAUGCAGACGGACCCCGCCAACUGUGACUACGUGAUUGUGAGCGGCGCCCAGCGCAAGGAGGAGCGCUGGGACAUGGAGGACAACGAACAGGUGCUGACCACAGAGCACGAGAAGAAGCAGAAGCUGGAGAUGGACGCCAUGUUCCGCCUGGAGCACGGCGAGGCUGACCGGAGCACGCUCAAGAAGGCCCUUCCCACCCUGAGCCACAUCCAGGAGGCCCAGAGUGCCUGGAAGGACGACUUUGCCCUCAACAGCAUGCUUCGGAAAAGGUUCCGGGAGAAGAAGAAAGCCAUGCAGGAGGAGGAGGAGAGGGACGAGGCACUGCAGGCCAAGGCCAGCCUGGCCAUCCCGCUGGUGCCGGAGACAGAGGAUGACCGCAGACUGGCCGCCCUGCUGAAGUUCCACACCCUGGACUCGUACGAGGACAAGCAGAAGCUCAAGCGGACAGAGAUCAUCAGCCGCUCCUGGUUCCCCCCCACCCCGGGAGCCAGUGCCAGCAGCAGCAGCAGCAAAGCUAGCAGUGUCCUGAAGAAACUGGCCCAGAACCGCAGAGCCACUCCCACCAGCUCCCCCGUCACCAUGGGGCACCUGGGCAUCGUGCGGCGGCGGUCCCGGGAGGUCCCAGAGAGCCCUCAGCACCCGGCUGAAACCUUCAAGUCUGGGGAGCCACAGAUGCCAGAGGGGGCCAACCAGAACAGGCCUGCAUCCCCCCGAGACCGCUCUCUGGAGACAGCUGAGACCCCCAAGAACAGCAGGCCACUGAGGCAGGAGGAGAGCUGUCAGGACAGACCCCAGCCCCCGCCAGACACCUCCCCUGAGGCAGCCAACCCCCAGGACACACCACAGCCCUGCAGCCUCAGCUCCUCCCUCGUGGCUGACUACUCCGGUUCCGAGAGUGAGUGAUGCCACAGUCCAUAUUCACUCCAGAGGCCAAGACUCACCCAGGAGGCCCCACCCAGGCUGCAGCCCCACUGGCCCACCAGCUCUUGGAGAGCUCAGUCCCCACCCCUGUGCACAGCUCACUUUCUCAUGGUGAUGGAGUUAUUUAUUUGGUCCUGGAGAGGGUGUCUGUGCCUUGUGGGACCCCAGACCUCCCAACAUUAAAGCCUGCUUCU